AUGAUGGAGAACUUCUGUAAUGGAACAAGUCAGGGAUUGCAACUUCAGCUCGACCUACUGAUCAGAUCGCGGGUCUCAGGACCAACAACCAACCGCACGAGCCCCUCUGAGUCCCAGACGGAAUCUAGGGCCUUCUUCGAGUUCCAAUUAACAAGACAAGUGGCCAGAACCGUUCCUGAGGGAGGAUAUGUCUUGGUCCUCACCAGGAGCGGGUCCACCGCACAGAAAAGUGCCGAGGGGGCUAGCCAACCACCGACCGGAGAAACGACCAAACCAUGUGCUAUCGAAGAAUCAAGUUGA
This is a messenger RNA of Bursaphelenchus okinawaensis, 300 nucleotides long. NCBI's taxonomy places the organism in Eukaryota, Metazoa, Nematoda, Chromadorea, Rhabditida, Aphelenchoididae. The record is from the annotation of a GenBank genome assembly.